Molecule: messenger RNA, 1754 nt
Organism: Aphis gossypii (cotton aphid)
Lineage: Eukaryota; Metazoa; Arthropoda; Insecta; Hemiptera; Aphididae
Product: protein hook homolog
Exons: 10
Coding region: 226-1623 (465 amino acids)
Biological process (GO): interkinetic nuclear migration; centrosome cycle; positive regulation of centriole elongation
Cellular component (GO): centriole; centrosome
Source: RefSeq, a predicted model, not a curated record
UUAUUAUGUUAAUUAUCACGAUUUUAUAACCGACAUUCGACAAUCGUGUUUUAAUGUUCUUCUGUAAAAAAAAAGAAAAUUAUGUUAUUUUUCUGCCGUUUUUAAUUUACAGAAAACGUUUAAAAUAUUUUGACUGUUUAAUAAAAUGAAUCGUAAAUAAACAUUUUAAAUUAUAAGAUACGUUUAAAAAUAUUAAAUACAGAAACACAGAAACAAAAUUGUAGUAUGGCAAAUCAACUUCAAGGAUUGGAUUCCAUGAAUAAAAAGAUUAUUUUACAUAUAAACUCAGCCUAUGGAUUUGGUUUAGUCAAAGGAUCUAUUGUAAUUUACGCAACAUUGAUGAAUCAAAAAUUACAAACAGCUAUUAUUCCAGUCAAUCAAAAUGAAUUGAAAUUUACCUCAGAUAUUGUAUGGUACAUGGAUAAUGCUACAUUAAAAAAGUUAAAAAUGUCUAAUGCGUCUAUAAGAAUUGAGUGUUUUCGUAUUCCAAUAGACAAAUCAAGUUCAAAUGAAAAGCUUGGUUAUCUUUUAUUAAAAGUAAAAGGUGCACAAACCAUUAAUCCAGCAUCCAAUGAUCGUAUAGAAAAUACCUCUUACAAAUUAAUAGGAUCAAAAAACUGUUGUUAUGAUAUUAAUUUAUCAUUACGAAUUGAAGAUUUAAAUGAUAAAACUAUAGAAAUAUCACCAAAAAAAAUGAAAAACUUAAAUUUGAUAAAUAAUAAGAAUACAAUUGUUGACAAUUGUUUGAAAAAAAUAGAAGAUAAUAAACAUUUUGAUGAAAACAUUGAAAUAGAUUUAUCAAAACCUGAUAUUAAUAUGUUAGAACAAAUUGAUAUUUUACCAGAAAAAUAUGAACAGCACAAUGAAUUCACUUUUGAUGUUCAGCAAAAAUUAAUUGAAGAAUUAGAAGAUUGGAAAGACAAACAAAUGAUAUUAUUUAAUGAAAAGAUGAAAACAAAGGAAGAACAACUGUUAAAAGAAUUUAACAAUAAAUGGUCUAAUGAUAGAAAACGCAUUGAAGAUGAACUUACCUAUGCCAUGUCUAAAUGUAAAGCAUUAGCUAAGGAUUUAGACAAAAUGUCUGAUACAUUAAAGGAAAGGGAUGCAAUUGUAACAGCUAAAGAACUAGAAUUGGCUUGUCAAAAAGAUAGCAUGGACAAUAAAUAUUGUGGAUUAAUGCGAAAUACGCAAUCGACCAAUGCACACACAAUUAGUGAACUAAGUAAUACAAUUUUGGAAAUGGAAACAAAACUACAUGAAUCAGAAAAAAAGAAUAUUUUACUAAGAAAAGAAAACGAAGAACUGAAGUACAAAAACAAUUAUGGUUUACGUGUACAAGAAUUAGAGAAAACAAUUUCAAUUUUAGAGAGUAAACUUGAAGAAGCUAAUAAUUCAUGUAUGUUCUUCAAAGAGCGGUGGAUAGCAUCUGUAAGAAAAAUUAAUCAAAUAUACUCCAGAUUUCAUGAAACUAAAACUGAUGAUCAUUUACCCAACAAUAAACAAAAUAUUCAAAACAUAUUAACUAAUCAAUUAGUAGAACGCCAACACGAUGAAGAAAAACUAAGAACACUCUUAAAUGAUAUAGGUAAAUUACGGCAAAAUAUGGCCAACACAAAUUAUUAAUUUAACUGAUAUAACAUUAGAUGUAUUCAACAAAUAAUUAUUGUAUUAUAUUUAUAGAUUAGUAUUAAGAUAUUUUAAAAAUAAUUGUUUAUGGAUAAUCUAAAUUUUAAUAAACUUGUUAUAUUUUUUUA